AUGAACGGUUCAGCAAUUAUUGGAGAUGCACACUGGGAGCGGAGAGCAGCUCUUCAAGCGCACAUGGUCAAAGAGCAGACCGUGAGCCUGGCUUCUGAGCUUGCGGAAGACAUUGUGGCAUCCGCAGUGACGGAUGGAUGGAAGCUUCUGCCACCGCCGCUCCCGGACCUUAGUCAGCCUGCAGUGCAGGAGAGGCUCUUCGAAGAAGUGAAUGGUGCGGAUGGCCUAUUCUGGUCGCACAAUGCUUGGACCAUCUUCUCCGAGCUGCAAGAAAAGGUCGAUCGGGCCGUCCCUUCAAAUGCACCGGCAGACACAGGUCAGGGAGAGCCUUCCUUCGAGCCUCCACAGGGUGCCCGCGGCCUGAGGCCGGUGCCAAAGGUGGAGCCUCCCGCAGCUGAGCCAAUGACUCCGGUGGAGCGAUUAGACGUCCCGUCCUUGAAGAGGAUGCAGGCGCAGAUUGAUAGGCUUCCAAACCCGGAGCCUGAUGAGAAUGGUAUAGUUCCCAGGUCAGCAAAGAGCGAGCUUCAGUGGGAGCUAGACCGAGCUGCGCGAUGGGCAAGGCGUCAGCCCCUGGAGCGCUCGCCCCUUUGGUGGCUUGCCUAUGAGACAAUGCUGGAGAUUGCAUCAGUUCUUCCGGGCAAGUGGGCGGCAACACGUCAGCGAAAUGGGCUGGAACCUCUUCCCUUCCUUGUCCCGCCUGAUGAUGAUGCCUCCCCGGAGGAGGUGGAGGAAUACAACCAAAAGCUGGAGGAGAGGAAGGCCAAACUUGCGCCUGAAGAGAAGGAGGCAGAGGUUCGGGACAUCUUCUGUCGAGGCUUCAUGAAAAACAAGUUUGGGCCGGCCUGCACGCGAUUUGAGGUGGUCGCCCAAGAGGCGACGGUCAUGGCUCGCAUCUCUCGAGCUGGUGCCCUUUCCUUGGCUGACAGAUUGCGGCCAUACCUGGGCCAAGCAUCUGCUGAGGCGCCAGAGGGAGACGAGCUUGAGGAAGGAGAGGAGGCUCCAGCUGACACUCAGGACUUGGGAGACGGAGUUCUGGUGUCAAUGGCCGCCAUUGAAGGUGAGCUGGCCGAUUUCAUAGAAACGAUGCAGCUGCCAAUUCGAGCCUCAGCGGCUGAGGAGGAAGCAGCAAAGGCAGAACUGGACAAGCCAGUCGCGGUCGAUGAGGAUGGCAAAGAAACCAUCCCUGCUCCGCUUCUCAUCAUUCUUGGGGGUGGCUUCAGUGCACAGGAUCAAGAGGAAACUCUACUCAAGAAGCUAGAGCUCCUCAUUGGACUGUCGCGCUUUGCCGAGCACGAGAAGGGUGGAGUGCACGUCUUCAUGGGCGGUGCGCUCGCCUCCUAUGUUUUGUCAGGCGUGCUUGGCAUGUCCAUGGGCCUUGGUGCUAUGAAUGGUGCGAUCAAAGCAUCGCUCAGAGAGGCUCUCUUGGAGGUCAUGAGGAUGGGUGUCUCGAUUUCGCUGCCACUUGAUUUGGUCUGCGAGGAGCUGGCAUCCACUGAGGAUGGAGAUGAGGCCGCCGAGCCGCAGGAUGCGAAUUCGGGGCUUGCGGCGCCACUGGCCGCUGCCUGGAGACAAGUUGCAAGCACGCCGCUCUUUCUUGGCUAUUCAGAUUGUCGUGAGUGUUAUGUCUCUGUGGAUACCCAGCAUGGCAUCCUUCAUCUUCAAAAAUGCGAGCCAGGAGAGCUACCGCGCUCUCAAGAUGCUCCAGAAGAAGAUGCGGCUCCGAUAGAGGCUGAUGGUGAAGCCGCGACCACGCCUGCAGUUACGACCAGUGGCAUUCCCGAUGCGUGGACUGUGCGGGACAUUGGCCCUGCAGCAGUGGAACAGCUCAGGAUGCUUCUCCGGCGAAGUCGCGGGGCCAUCUGGAAUGGAGCUCUCGGCUGCCAUGAGGAAGAAAAGUGGCAGAAGGGAACCCACGAGCUCAUUGGCCUACUGGAGGGCCGUUUGACUGGCGCUGGCGAGGCUGAGGAGGACGAGGAGGACGAAGAGGAGGAGGAAGAAGAUGAAGAAGGUGAUGAGGGCGAGGACGAGGAAGCCAAGCCAAGGAAAGAGCCAAAGGUACCCAAAGAACGGCCAGCGGAGUUUGAGGUAGCUGCUGUUCUGGGUCAUGACAGUUCUCGGCUGCUCUCGGAGAUGGCAGAGAACCCUGCACUUGUCUCUUUUGUAUCGGCGACAGGAGAGGGGCUCCUCCGAAUUCUCCGUGGUACGCCGCUGCCCGGGCCAUCAGCAAAGAAGCAGGCAGCUGCAUAG
Symbiodinium pilosum is the source of this 2247-nucleotide messenger RNA. The record is from the annotation of a GenBank genome assembly. NCBI's taxonomy places the organism in Eukaryota, Dinophyceae, Suessiales, Symbiodiniaceae.